AUGGCCGUGGCCAUGUACGGCCCUGAAUCUGCCGGCACCUUCACCACCAAGACCGUCGCCGCCGUCAUGAACACCGUCGGUACCCGCCAGACCUGGGUGUGGUUCACCAGUUGGGCUUCUCAGUGGUCGCCGGCCUGCGCGUUCCUCCAGCACGCCCCCAUCCACUGGCUCACCCGCGGUGUGUUCGUUGGCAAGCGCAAGACCCACCUCUCGCCCCAGAUCGAUGACCUCGAGCUCGCCACCGAUCUCUACUCCCCCAACGGCACCACCUUCCGUAUCCGCCCCGCCGAUCUCGACGGCCACGUCUCCUGGCAGGUGGACCUCAACUCGCGUCUGCCUGCCGGUUCGUCCUUCCGCCUCGAGCUCGGCCACAACGGCAACGGCGACAUUGACGUGGUCACCAACCCCACCAGCGGCGCUGGUGUCUGUUUCCCCGACUACCCCGUCUACACCAACGACGUUGCCGACACUGCGCUCGAGUGGGUCAAGCCUCUUGGUACUGGUGUCGACGCUUGGCCUGUCGAGUUCCAAACCUGCGCUCUCCUCGACCCCCUGACCACCUGGUACCAGACGUCGUCCAACCGUGACGCCUUUGCUCACGUCUCGCACACCUUCACUCACCUCGAGCUCAACAAUGCCACGUAUCACGAUGCCGCCCGCGAGAUCCAGUUCAACGAGGCUUGGCUCACCCAGACUGGCAUCGCCUCCGGAGCCCACUUCUCUCCUCACGGACUCAUUCCCCCUGCCAUCAUCGGUCUCCACAACGGUGAUGUAAUCCAAGCCUGGCUCAACAACGGUGUCACCCACGUCGUUGGCGACAACACCCGCCCAAUUCUCCGCAACCCCACCUCGGUCUACUGGCCCGCCAUCUCCACCACCGUCAUCAACUGCUACGACGGUCUCGUCAUCUCUACCCGCUUCGCCACCUUCAUCUACUACAGCUGCGACACGUUUGACUGUGACGUCACCGAGUGGCACGCGCUCAUUGGGACCAGCGGCACGUACCAGGACAUGCUCACCUUGAGCAAGAACGAGAACACCAACUACCUCUUCAAUCUGCAGGCCAACCCCUAUAUGUUCCACCAGGCCAACAUGCGUCUCAUCGACGCACCUACCUACACUGUCGGCCCCAAGACUGGUCGCAUGUCCCUCGUCCAGCUCUGGGUUGAGACCGUCGCCCAAGAGCUCGCGCGUCUCACCAACUGGCCCAUCAUCUCGCUCACCCAUGACGAGAACGCCCAGUACUUCCUCGACCGCAUGGCUCUCGACAACUGCCACCCUGGUGCCACCUACACCCUCACCUCGGACGGCAAAGGCAUCAGCCAGAUCGUGGUUACCACCAACGGCAACACCUGCAGCGUCCCUGUUCCCGUUACCAUCCCAUCGGGCUCUGCCUCGACCUCCGGUGGCUCGGUCACUGCCGACCAGGUUGGAUCCGAGCCUCCUAUCCAAUGGGUUACGCUUAACGGCUCGCCCGUCACCCUCACCUUCAACCCUCCCAUAGCCAUUUAA
Messenger RNA from Vanrija pseudolonga, 1512 nucleotides. RefSeq lists its product as uncharacterized. The transcript has 2 exons. The record is from RefSeq and is a predicted model, not a curated record. Lineage: Eukaryota; Fungi; Basidiomycota; Tremellomycetes; Trichosporonales; Trichosporonaceae. The coding region runs from base 1 to 1512 and encodes 503 amino acids.